AUGCCAUUAUUUGAUUUAAAGGUUUAUGUUCGAGUCGUAGCCGCUGUUUUCUCAAUAUCAUCAGCCACAGCAUUUGUGUUGUCUCUGCUGCGUCUCUUGUGUCCAAACCUGUAUUAUGUGGAAUAUUUGGACGGCAGUGACUUGAUUAUCCACUACCUUAUAUCCGGGCUGAUGUUGGUAACUAGUUCUAUUGGCUUCCUGAACAGUUGUGUUGUGAUGAACCGUAGUUCCUCUCAGAACACUGGUCGGAACAUCACCACUUGGUUGUUACUGGACUCACUGUUUGAGACGGCUCGGGUCGUCUAUAUAUUCAUGAGUGAAGUUGUCAUCAAGGGAACGGGCCCACUACAGAUCUAUGAACUGCUCAUUAGCAUCGCACAGUACUUGUUGGACAGCUUCCUGUACUGUCAGAUGAUUCUGAAGCACUGA
Molecule: messenger RNA, 429 nt
Organism: Danaus chrysippus (African queen)
Lineage: Eukaryota; Metazoa; Arthropoda; Insecta; Lepidoptera; Nymphalidae
Source: the annotation of a GenBank genome assembly